AUGGCCAGUGGAGCUGCCGAAGGCUUCUUCCGGUAUCUCUACGAUGGUUGUCUCUCCGGCGCCGACACAGGCAUAGAACGCCGCCCUUACCAUCGUAACUGCCGAUGUGCACUUCAUAAUAAAUCCAAAGAGUCUUGUCCUCAUGGGAUGCCUAAAUCUAAAAACGUUUCAUAUCCUAUUCGAAGGUCCUGGAGUGAAGGUUGUUUGGCCUUGGCUUUGGGUUCUGCUCCGGCUUCCUGCCAAUCCUCACCGUCUUCUUCUCCUUCUCUGCAAAUCGGAAGAUCGACUCAGCAAUUUGGAUUGUACAGCAACGGCGAUGAGCAACUUCAUUUAUCGAGAUCUUCAUCGUCAUCAAAGAUUUGA
Molecule: messenger RNA, 363 nt
Organism: Manihot esculenta (cassava)
Lineage: Eukaryota; Viridiplantae; Streptophyta; Magnoliopsida; Malpighiales; Euphorbiaceae
Exons: 1
Coding region: 1-363 (120 amino acids)
Source: RefSeq, a predicted model, not a curated record